Electrophorus electricus (electric eel) is the source of this 4817-nucleotide messenger RNA. RefSeq names its product tubulin folding cofactor E-like b (gene tbcelb). Lineage: Eukaryota; Metazoa; Chordata; Actinopteri; Gymnotiformes; Gymnotidae. The record is from RefSeq and is a predicted model, not a curated record. Gene Ontology annotation, molecular function: protein binding; RNA binding. Gene Ontology annotation, biological process: poly(A)+ mRNA export from nucleus. Gene Ontology annotation, cellular component: nucleus.
UAAGCCAGCCUGAUUCGAUACUGUCAACUGUUCUGCAACAACAACAAGAGGGCGAUUUGGAGAGCGUUUGUUAUUGGUAAAAACACCAAAUAAGGUUAGGUUCAAGCUUUGAAGCUAAAUUUCAAGAUUUGCAUUUAUUUCAGCUUCUGAGAUCAAUUCGUGGUGCCAGACAAGUGUACAUGGACACAACAAAAGCACAUCUCAGUUUGGAUACCCAUUCUCAUCUCUUUAAAGUGUUCUGUCAGACAGGACACAUCCUGGUCGUUGUUUGUGAGCACAGGGUUGCAUGGACCGAGGGUUGUGUGUGGACCCCCUAGACCCACAAGGCCUCUGGGCUCGGAUUCAGGCUUCGUUCUAGCCUGCAUGUACGAGUUCCCUCACCACCUGGACAACUGAAGGCCCAGGCAGGGGCCACUGUGGUUGUGUGGUAUCCAGAACAGGGCUAUUGCAUAGCCUCCAACUGUAAGUUAUAAGAGUGGUGUGGAGGAGAGGAAAAGAUGGAUUCUGAAGAGGACCAAGGACGCACUCUGGUGCAGGUCAUCAGUGAGAAGUACAGCCCAGACAACUUCCCAUACUGCCGUGGGCCCGGCGCUGGGGUGGUGAUCCGUACUAGCCCUCAGGGGUCGCCUGUCAAAGAUCGCCUGAAUCUUCCCAGUGUGCUGGUUUUGGACAGCUGUGGAAUUAGCCAUGCUGGGGACGAGGAGGAGGUGGCGACGUUCUGCGCCCAUGUGGUGGAGCUAGACCUCUCCCACAACCAGUUCAGAGACUGGGGAGAGAUCAGUAAGAUCCUUUGUAACAUCCCUCACCUGGACUUUCUGAAUCUGAGUAUGAACCCUCUGAAGGAGGCGUGUCUGGAGCCUGGGGCAGCUGAAGCCUUCUCAGGCCUCCGCCGCCUCGUCCUCAACAACACACACGUCUCCUGGGACAUGGUGCAUACACUCACACAGGAGAUCCCUGAGCUGGAGGAGCUCUUCCUGUGCCUGAACGAAUAUGAGCGCGUGGGUCUGGCACCCGUGCCCUACCCGUCUCUGCGCCUGCUGCACAUCACCGACAACCAGCUGUGCGACUGGGCCGAAGUGCGCAAGCUGGGCCUCAUGUACCCGGGUCUGGUCUCGCUCAUCCUGGCCAACAACUCACUCGCUGGCAUCCGUGAGCCUGAUGAAUCGCUGUGCCGCCUCUUCCCCAACCUGCACAGCGUCAACCUGCAUAACUCAGGCCUGACUAGCUGGGAGGACAUUGAGAAGCUGAAUUCCUUUCCAAAGCUUCAUGAGGUUCGGCUCAUGGGUAUUCCCUUGUUGCAGCCAUACACUGACCAGGAGAGACGCUACCUUAUGAUAGCACAUUUGCCAGCUGUGACCAUUCUGAAUGGGAGUGUGGUGACAGACGGUGAGAGAGAGGAUGCAGAGCGCUUCUAUAUCCGCUACCACCUAGACUGCCCUGAGGAUGAGCUGCCACAGAGCAGGUUCCACUCCCUGGUAGCGCGUUACGGGCGUCUUGAGCCACUGGCCGAGGUGGACCUGCGGCCGCUGAGCUGUGCCCAGGUAGAGCUGCGCUACGGGGACCACACCAAAGAUCUGGAGGUGCGGCUGGAGCAGACUGUGGCUGACCUCAAGAAACAGCUCCGGCCUGUGGUACAGCUGCCGGCCAACAAGAUGCGCGUCUACUAUAUUGACCGGCAGCUGGGUUAUGCGCUCGCACCCCAGGAGCUGAAGUAUGGGGGCCGGGCCCUCCACUCAUACAGCAUACGUGACGGAGAUGAGAUCCUGGUAGAGCCUAAGACCCAGUGAUGCAAGGGAUAGAAAAACACAGAAACUGCUCAGGAAAAAGAUCUGCUCUUCAAGGAAGAAGCAAAAGGAAUAAGAUCUAUUAAUGAAGCUACUGUGACUUCAGAGAUCUAAUGCAACAUAUAAUUUGAUAGAUCAGUUUGUCUGUGAUGGGUAUUGGGAAGAAACACAGGGCUGCUCUGAAAGACAACUGUCUUCCAUCUUGACUUUUGGAGUUCUAAUCAUGUCCAUGACAAAUAGUAGUCACCCAUUGUAGAUUGGGAUGCUGUUUCUUUUUAACUCUAACCAACAGGAUCUCUUCAAAGAGAAUUGAUGCUUAAACACUGCAGUUUUUUUAAAGACAUUUUAACUUACUUGAUUGACGAGUAAAGCAUACAUCUGAAUAUGUGAGGCUGCUUCUCAGGAAUAACAAAUAAUCCCACAAAUUUCUCAGCUCCACAGAGUAUUGUUUUUAAUUACUUAUAGUGUAGCUUCAAGGUACAAUUUUGCUUAACAGUCUCGCACAUACGCACAUGCUCUGAGCAUGCUUAAAUUCCACAUGACUGCGAGUUGUUGGUUUUAAACACCAGGGAUUUCUUUAAUUCAGUAAUACGCUCUUGUUACAGCUCAAGAGAACCUGAGAGACCUUUAAUGCUGGAUUAGGAAAUCAUCAUGGCUAGCCAGUAAAGAGAUAUUGACUUUAUUAAACUGGCCUCAUGCCAAGAGCUUCCCUUCUCUCCAGUCACGUAGACCACAGGGCUAAGGUAGUAGGAAAAGGGAGAUUGCUGUAUCUUUUUCCGCAGUCCAUCCUCUAAGGAGUCAGCAGUGAUAUAGACACUGGAGAGUGCCGGGGGGGAUGGGGGGGGGGGGUAGCGUCAGGAUAGCCAACAACAACAACAUCUCCCCAGCCACACAGCGUGGGUGGCUUCCCCUCUACUUGGAUUAUAACAGGUUCAACCACCAUCCAGAGAUUCCUACAGGCUCAUAUGUCUCUUCGUGUGCAAUUCACAUCCUUAUGCCAAAUGUCCCUUAUUAUUAAGACCACCAACCGGUCACAGUUAGGUGGAGCUCUGUGUCCCUUAAAGGGGGAUUCAGUCAUCCGAUACUCAGUUGCCCAUACGUACUCUUCCCACUCUUCCAUUUGCACAAUGUCACCUCUGAGAUUGCUCUGGCAAAUGUUGGCCCUCUAGAUUCAUUUUUUCCUCCCCUGUUGGUCCAUGUGACAAUGAGCCCUGACUCACUAACUCUUACUGAUAUGCCUAGUCAGUGCUUGUCAGAGAUGGCUGACAUUAAAAAAAGGGGCCAGUAUGUAAUCCCUUAGCACCAUAAUAUUUCCUGGUGGUUUUUUUUUGUUUUUUUUUUGAUAGAUGUAGUUUCUGAUUUCUCUAGUGCUAUGACCAGAAUAUAUAUACCUUAUUUUGGUUGAGGUUGUGGUGAAUGAUGUGUGUAUGGGUGAAUGUGUGUUGAAUUGUAUAUUAAAAAGAGUUUGUUCCAAAUUAUUAUUAUUAAGCACUUUUAAUCAAUUUGUUGUGGUUUUAAAAACAGUAAAAUAGAAUGCAAAAAAGAUUGCUUAAUAAUAUGAAUUAUAAGUCAUGUAAAAAAGAUCUUGCCUAACAAAAAGAUUUUAAGAAUUUUCAGUCAUUCUUUUUGAGUGUCUUGUUUACCCACAAAAAGAGACAUCAAUUAUAUCCUUUUAUAUUAUCUUCCAAGUGAUCUGUCUUCAAGAAGGCAAGAUGCAGAUGCAUUUCAGAUUAGUAAUUUGCCAUCAUAAUGUAAUACUUGCCAUUAUUCUAAAAUAAAUGUUUUUACCUAAGAGCAUUUUACUUGUUUUUUCCAACUAAUGGUAACUUUUACUAUGUUUGAGCCUGUAGGUUAUGUGACCCGAAUUUCAAAACCAAUUACAAUAAUAGAAAAUUACUCUUUCCAAUGUCACAUAGCACAGCCUCACUAAUACUGACAUUUCUGUGUGUCAGAUAUUUGUAGAGUCUGUUUUUAACAUGACCAUUGCAUGACCAGUCUAUACGUUUUAGGUGCUUGAUUACUAGGCCUUGACCCUCCUCUCCUUUACCAUUUCCCAGCAAAGUGACUGUGUUCCUGGACUAGGUGGUCUGGAUGUAGCAUCCCUCUCCUGUUACAGGCAACCCUAUGCAAUUCUACACUAGACAAGAAUGCUAACGGAGAGCUCAAGACCAAUUAAGGGUCAAGGGUAGAUAAAGAGGUUGUAUAUGUUACUCCUAUUGAUAAGAUAACUUAUGUAGACAUUGUUAUCCAAUUUGUCUCAAUAACUGGUAAUUGUUGUGUCAAUGUCCCAUAUGCUACCUGUAUACAAUGCGAUAUAAAUUUACCAUUGUUCAAUAUUAACAAAUGGAUCAACAAAUCACUAUUUCAUCUCACGGUCGUCUCAUCCAUGAAUCAUUCAUGCCCUAUUCUUUGACUGUCAUACUGAGUCACUUUUGUUACUUUUUUCUGCCUCAUGUUAAAGUGAGAAUCUUGCUGGUGAUUCUUUUUAGAGUGUCACCAUAGCUGCACAUAUCCUCUCUGCCUAUUUGAUUGGUGUCAUCUACUUGCUUUCCAGGGCUUUCCAUCUCUCAGUUGCCUUGAAUUUGUCUCUGGAUUACUUUUAUAGUGGUCUGGUGUUCAUAUGUUGCUCCUGAUAAGCCUGAUAAGUUGAUGCGAAGCCUUUUCAGAAUAGCUCCCAAGGGGACUUUCUCCUAUGCUCUAAAACCAAAGUGUUGAUUAGUUAGUCAGAAAGGAGCAAGCACUAGUGUGCACUCUUCCAUUUGUGGAUCUCUCUAGGCCGUUUCAGUGUAUAGAAUCCAGGGCAACCACAUAAGAAGGCAACUGCAAAUUCUUGGAAUAUCUUGAUAUUUAUAUUGCAUUUGUGUUGUUGUUGUUGUUGUUGUUGUUGUUGUUGCUGUUGUUUCAUUUUCUUUUGGGUUUUUUCUGUCAUGUGUGAUGCCAGCAGUUAAAUGAAUGCUGUUGUAUAUUCUAUUGAUUUUCCAUAGAAGAGAGAGAGAUUAAAUAAAAUAAAUUUGAUGUCCUUAUUAUUCUGAA